CCUCCCACCCUUGACAACAUUUUCUUCGACUUUCAGCUAAGGCCAUCGCGUAAAUUUUUGUGGACGUCCUAUUUUGGGGCUAUGGCCACUGUGGACAGCCAUUUGGGACGACUCACUUUACCCUCCCUCCUCCCCGAUGGCUCUAACUUCAACCACUGGAAGCGGAUGGUGGUUCUCACAUUUCAACUCGUCGGCAUCGUUGGUGCCCUUGGUGACUCCACCAUCACCUCUUCGUCCACCGGUCCUAGUGCUUCUUCAACGGCUGACGCGCCGGCCACUCCAUCCACCGAGGCUCGUCGGCCCCCUGCUACCCCUCCCAUUGCAGCAGCUGAGCAAGAACAGCGGGCAUUGCUGUACCUUCUCUCCACACUUCCAACCCAGCUCUCCAUGUCUGUUUCUCCAACCGAGACUGCUGCCGGGUUUCCGUCCGUGCCUACUUUGACCACGUUCGUGGCCUCGAUCUGCAACUGCAAACCAGCGGAUAUAGUCUUCCCUCUUGGGUGACUAUCACCUCUAUCCUCCUCGGUCUUCCCCGGUCCUAUGACACCCUUACCGAGACUCUUUGCUCUGUCCGAGAAAUCAAAGACAUGACACUUGAGUGGCUUGAGGGACGCCUUGUGGAUGCUGAAUGGGACCGUGCUGCCAAGCAAUCUUCAAUCCCGGCUGAUGGUGCUUAUGUCGCACAAUAUGGAACAUCCAAACCGACUUUCAACACCUCUACCCUUUCCUGCCGCUAUUGCAAGGCCGCUGGUCAUGCCAUCACCAACUGCCCACUACUCGAGAAGAAGAAACGGCGACAGCAGCA
Closterium sp. NIES-67 is the source of this 805-nucleotide messenger RNA. NCBI's taxonomy places the organism in Eukaryota, Viridiplantae, Streptophyta, Zygnematophyceae, Desmidiales, Closteriaceae. The record is from the annotation of a GenBank genome assembly.